Molecule: messenger RNA, 2396 nt
Organism: Ruditapes philippinarum (Manila clam)
Lineage: Eukaryota; Metazoa; Mollusca; Bivalvia; Venerida; Veneridae
Product: T-box transcription factor TBX5-like
Exons: 9
Coding region: 85-1467 (460 amino acids)
Biological process (GO): positive regulation of DNA-templated transcription; regulation of transcription by RNA polymerase II; cell fate specification
Cellular component (GO): nucleus
Molecular function (GO): DNA-binding transcription factor activity, RNA polymerase II-specific; RNA polymerase II cis-regulatory region sequence-specific DNA binding
Source: RefSeq, a predicted model, not a curated record
AAAAAUCACUGCCCUGUAGACAUUAAUACGUUAUCAUUGUUAUUUACAUCUGUAUAAUCACUGAUUAUUACUUUUUGUAGACGGAUGUACCCUGUGCUAGAAUUCAGAUUUACUGAGCUGGUUCCAACAAAGAUGUACAAUGUUUUUGUUGAAAUUAUACCAGUGGACAAUUACUGCUGGAAAUUCAAGAAUGGAAAGUGGAAACCAUUUGAUGAUAUUGAACGGAAGACUCGAGCGGGAGGAAUUUAUUUACAUCCGGACUCGCCUAGUAACGGAGCUUUCUGGAUGAAAGAAAACGUGGUUUUUAACAAACUAAAACUCACAAACAUUGCGAGAGAUGUUAGCGGACAAAUAUACCUGAAUUCAAUGCAUAAAUAUCAGCCCCGGGUUCAUGUGAUUGAAGUAGGUCAGAAUAGAGCUGGGGAUCCGGACACAUUACAGACAAAAGUGUUUCAGGAGACCCAAUUCAUAGCUGUAACAGGCUAUCAGAAUGUGGAGAUUACACAGUUGAAGAUUGAUAAUAAUCCGUUUGCUACAGGUUUUCGGGAUUCAAAACACGGACGGAUGUACCCUGUGCUAGAAUUUAGAUUUACUGAGCUGGUUCCAACAAAGAUGUAUAAUGUUUUUGUUGAAAUUAUACCAGUGGACAAUUACUGCUGGAAAUUCAAGAAUGGAAAGUGGAAACCAUUUGAUGAUAUUGAACGGAAGACUCGAGCGGGAGGAAUUUAUUUACAUCCGGACUCGCCUAGUAACGGAGCUUUCUGGAUGAAAGAAAACGUGGUUUUUAACAAACUAAAACUCACAAACAUUGCGAGAGAUGUUAGCGGACAAAUAUACCUGAAUUCAAUGCAUAAAUAUCAGCCCCGGGUUCAUGUGAUUGAAGUAGGUCAGAAUAGAGCUGGGGGUCCGGACACAUUACAGACAAAAGUGUUUCAGGAGACCCAAUUCAUGGCCGUAACAAGCUAUCAGAAUGUGGAGAUUACACAGUUGAAGAUUGAUAAUAAUCCGUUUGCUACAGGUUUUCGGGAUUCAAAACACGGAAAUGUGACAUCGAACAGAAAUAUGCCAGGUUGCCAACACAACGAAACACUUUUCUUGGAAGACAAUGUAUUAUUUCCAAGCAUAUACUCAUCCGAUGAUAGCUUUGUGUCUGGCGAGCAUAUGAUAAAAAGUGAAAAUGAACGCACAAUAAAUGAAUGUCAUGAUCCAACAAAUGGAUAUUCCGUAUCUAAUCCUACGUAUUCGCCUUAUUACCAAAGUUCGAGCUAUUCCACCGCGGGUGUUAUUUCAUCCACAAAUCAACAUGGCGAUUUGCAAGUAGCAAUGACGUUUAACCAGUUACGUACCGAUCAGGAAGGGCAAUUCUUAAUGAAUAUGAGUGAUGUAAUGCGUAAGCGGCCGGAUGAUCAAAUGUACGGGGUAGAGCCUACUACAAAAACGAAUCAAGUAUUCUGGUAUGAUGUUUGAUGCUGAAUGAAUUACAGGUUAAAUCUGAAAAUGUCUAUGGAAAAGGUAAAACUGUAAAAAAAUGAAAUAUUAUUUCAUUACAAAAUUGAUACAAAAACAUCACAUAAUAAUUUAUCGUCUGUCGUAUUUACAAUGUUGCAUAACAUCACAUAAUAAUUUAUCGUCUGUCGUAUUUACAAUGUUGCAUCUGUUAAAAAAACAACAAAAUUUGAAAUUUGGGACGCUUUGUUUAUAAAUGAGUUGUAUUCUUUUAUAGAAAACAAGUUCGGCUGUAGAAUGUAUUGUGUUGACUUUUAAAACAUAGUUUCGGUUUUGAAGAAUAUUUAAUAUUUAUGUGCAAAUCCGAAAUACAUGCACCUUAUAAAUACAAUAUGCAUUGAAAAAUUUAGAACAAAAAAGCACCGAGACAUCCGAUAGUUGGAGGAAAGUCCAAUACAAUGAAAACAAUAUGUAUAUUGUGUAAUAUCGGUGAUGAAUAGCAUUACAUACUUCUAUAUUGUAGUUUAAAUGGUUUAAGAAGAAAAGGUGUUGAAGGAAAAUUCAUUAGCAGCCCAAAUAUCAUUACGUUAUACUAAUACUAAAAAUCUUAUUUAUUAUAGAAACUUUUGAAAUUCCACACUUAAUACAGUUACAUAAACAAGCUUUUUUAUUUCAUCUUUUAAUGGUCCCUUUAACAGUAUUUGUGAUUUGUCAAAUAUAUAAAUGCAGUUUUCUGUAGAAUAUAUACAAAAUUUAUUCGGGGAAUCUUCUCCGGCUUUGUACUUCAUAUAUCAAAUGUAAAUCAUUAAAUAUAUGUGAUAUUCAUUUACAAAUGUUACUGUGUAUUUUCAUUGAUAUAUCAUUUUUAUUGUAAAAUAAUUGGAAAUAAAGAAUAAAAGAAAAGGAAAAGAAAUGACAAACAUUAAUUGUCAUUUUAUUGGUAUUUCAAA